Molecule: messenger RNA, 749 nt
Organism: Tarenaya hassleriana
Lineage: Eukaryota; Viridiplantae; Streptophyta; Magnoliopsida; Brassicales; Cleomaceae
Product: ATP-dependent Clp protease adapter protein CLPS1, chloroplastic
Exons: 3
Coding region: 92-571 (159 amino acids)
Biological process (GO): proteolysis; protein catabolic process
Source: RefSeq, a predicted model, not a curated record
UCCUGCGUCGAGAACCAGCCACUCGGCAAGAUACAAGGAGGCUUUAGAGAGAGAAAGUUAGGGAGAGAGAGAGAGAGAGAGAGAGAGGGGCAUGGAGAGUGCGAUAUGUGGGAGACUAGCUCUCUCGCCAAGCACCGUCUUCAAUUCCAAACCAGGAGAGAAACAUUCACUCUAUAAAGGACCAUGUGGGAAUCAUGGAUUCGUCAUGUCCUUAUGUGCAUCCGCAGUUGGUAAAGGGGGCGGAUUGUUGGAUAAACCGGUCAUAGAGAAAACCACCCCUGGCCGUGAAUCCGAGUUUGAUUUGAGGAAAUCGAGGAAGAUGGCCCCGCCAUACCGAGUGAUACUACACAACGACAAUUUCAACAGGAGAGAAUACGUGGUGCAGGUCCUGAUGAAAGUGAUACCGGGAAUGACACUGGACAAUGCGGUGAACAUAAUGCAGGAAGCACAUCACAAUGGUUUGGCGGUGGUGAUCAUAUGCGCUCAAGCCGACGCAGAAGAACACUGUAUGCAGCUUCGGGGUAACGGUCUUCUCAGUUCCAUUGAGCCUGCAAGUGGUGGCGGCUGCUGAAACCUUCUUGGAAAUUUUCCCCAAGUCUCUUCUAUUAGUCGAAAUUGCCUUACAUGUAUAUAUAAAACAUAUCCUGUGUUAAGAAUUUUCGAACAGGGGGUUACUAGAUUGUCAGCUUUAUGCAAAUACGUUGUCUGUGGUUGUGACAGAUGAAUCAUAGGUUAUCCUGUUGUGUCAA